Molecule: messenger RNA, 1809 nt
Organism: Adelges cooleyi (spruce gall adelgid)
Lineage: Eukaryota; Metazoa; Arthropoda; Insecta; Hemiptera; Adelgidae
Product: cytochrome P450 4C1-like
Exons: 11
Coding region: 122-1726 (534 amino acids)
Molecular function (GO): iron ion binding; monooxygenase activity; oxidoreductase activity, acting on paired donors, with incorporation or reduction of molecular oxygen
Source: RefSeq, a predicted model, not a curated record
GCAAAUCUUGACGUAUAUAGUAUGACGCCGGCUUCUAUUUUUCAAAAAAUUACAUUGUGAAUGCAACAGUGUGCGAUCACGUAUCAAUGUUAACAGUUCUCUAAUACAUAGUCAUCUCGCAAUGAACGCGCUGAGCAUAGUCCUUGGGGCUUUGGCUUCAGGUUCGAAUUUCUCCUUAUGGGUAACGCUUGUCAUGCUGCUAACCUUUGGAUUCUACAUACUGUAUCGGGACAAACGUGCGUCUGAACGACAAAAACAAAUAUCUCUACUACCAACCCUAACAAAAACCUAUUGGGGAAUUCUCAAGAACUCAUUGCACGUCGCUAGUUUGCGCCCCCAAGUUAUUUUACCCUAUUUCUCCAGCGUCCUUAAAAGAGUUGGACCGUUAGUGCAUUUCAAAGUUAUGUUGCGUGACUAUAUCAUUAUAAACGACCCCGAUGACAUAAAGAUAUUAUUAUGCAGCACUCAACAUAUUACCAAAGGACCGGAUUACAAAAUGCUCGAGCCUUGGUUAAACAAAGGGCUCCUGACCAGCACUGAUGAAAAAUGGCAUACGCGUAGAAAGUUACUGACAAAUACGUUCCACUUCAAAAUAUUAGAAACAUAUAUACCAGCUUUGAACAAGCAUGCAUACGCUCUAGUGCAAAACCUUGCCAAGGCAUCGAAAAACGAUGAAGUUAUUACGGACAUAGAUUCGCACGUGACUCUAUGCGCUUUGGAUAUUGUAUGCGAAACAAUCAUGGGCGUGAACUUAAGAUCUCAAGAAGGACAAUCGAUUGAUUACGUUAAUGCAAUAAAAACCAAUGAUUGUAUGUUUUGUUUUACUAGUGUGAGUAAUAUAGUUAUCAAAAGAAUAUUCACAUUUUGGCUAUGGAGCGAAACGAUUUUCAACGUCAGUACUAGCGGCAGAGACUUUUAUAAAUCGUUAAAAGUACUACAUACAUUUACUGAAAACGUUAUUCAGGAAAAAAAACAAAAACUAAAUUUUGCAGAAAAUCAAAAUGCCUGGACCAAUGAAAGAAAAAGAAUUUACUCAUUUUUAGACCUCUUAAUUGGCAUAUCUAAAGAAAACCCAAGCAUGAUGACAGAUUUAGAUAUCAGAGAAGAAGUAGACACUUUUCUAUUUGAAGGACACGAUACAUCUUCAAUAGCCAUGACAAUGGCAUUGAUUCACAUUGGCAUGAAUCAAAAUAUACAGGAUGACAUCAGAGAAGAGCUUCAUGGAAUAUUUGGUGACAGUGAUCGAGAUGCUACAAUGGAAGACCUUAAAGCCAUGCCGAUAUUGGAAAGAGUAAUAAAAGAAACCAUGAGACUUUACCCCAGUGUUACGGGUAUUACAAGAAAACUCAAUCAACCAUUAAGUCUUAAAAACCACAUAAUACCUCCAGAAACUAUUUUAGUCGUCGUUCCUCACUUGUUGCAUCGUGAAGAGUCAAUGUAUCCAAACCCGGAAAUGUUUAAUCCCGAUCGGUUUUUACCGGAACAGUGUAUCAAUCGACACCCAUAUGGAUACAUACCGUUUAGCGCUGGACCAAGAAACUGUAUUGGACAGAAAUUUGCAAUGUAUCAAAUGAAGACUGUAAUAUCAACGGUUGUUAGAUACAUGAAAUUAGAAACACUAGGAACACAAAAAGAUAUUAUUGUUAGUACGCAAUUGGUAUUAAGAGCCGAUUCAUUGCCCAGUUUAAAAAUAACACCACUUUUUAAUAAUAAUUUUAAGUAUUAAAACUCAAAACAAAAACGUAAAUAAUGUUUUGUAAAUAUUACUUUUAAGUAUUAAUAAAAUACAAAUAUUGUUGUCGUUGUAAA